This is a messenger RNA of Sus scrofa (pig), 6385 nucleotides long. Lineage: Eukaryota; Metazoa; Chordata; Mammalia; Artiodactyla; Suidae. The record is from RefSeq and is a predicted model, not a curated record.
CACACGAGUGUGCUCAGACCCUGACCCAGGCUCAGAGGGAUCGCCCACCUGCUGCGCCCAGAACAGCCCUCUCUGCCACAGGGGCUGGGGCGUCUGGAGUGGUGGCGUUUGCAGGUCCACGUGGGCAAGCUCUGUGCCGGCGUCGGAGGAGCUCUCUUUGCGUGGGACCUUGGUCUGGCCAGAGCUCUUGCUUCGGCCUCGCUGACUGCUCACCUGCCGGCCGGCCAGCCUUCCAGGCCCCAGGCACAGCCUGCCUUCCUUCCUAGGGAAGCCCAGAGCUGAAGCGCUGCAGCAUGGCGCGCGGCUGCCUCCAGGGCGUCAAGUACCUCAUGUUCGCCUUCAACCUGCUCUUCUGGGGCUCCUGGGAGAGCGGGCUGGGCCCAGAGCAGAGGAGUCCCCGGAGCCAAGGUGGGUGCAGCUGGAGCUCUGCCGGGCGUGUGAAGAGGGGACUCUCUUCUCUUGGUGGGGACGUUGACCAGAUGCAGGGUGCGUUGCAAUGAGCAGCUGGCAGGGUCAGCAUGACCUAGGCAGUGUGACAGGAGAAGGCUGCAGGUGAUGAUGUGACCAGAGCUGGCAGCCAUAGGUGUGAUAAGGUGGCGGGUUGAUGCGGCAUGGGCAGUGGUCCCGGGAGGUGGGCAGCACCUGCUUCUCCCCUUACCUGCCACCUGCUGGUGCGGAGAAGGGGUCCUCAGAGCAGCCCACCCUCACGGGUCCCCUGAAGAGCCGUCCUUGCCCUGUGACCCCCCCCGCCAGCCGCAGGGGUGGACACGCUCCCCAGAUCCCUGCACGGAUGAGGUUCUCGACCCAGGAAAGAACCGAGCAGGAGCCCCUCGGACCCUCCUGGGCUGGAAUGUCCCAUUUCCCUUUCUUACCCGGUCACACCCCCCGCCUAGCACACCGGGCCCACUGUGGCCUUGGCCCUCCUUCCACCCCAGCUUGGUGCCCUCGUGGGGCUCUGAGACCUGGGCAUCAGCGAGGGGGCCACUGGGACAUGUGCUGGGGCCAGGGGUGGUGACAGUGGCCAGGAGGCUGGGGGUGACAUCCAUCCCACCUCAUCCCUGUGCAGCUGCCAGCUAAGACCUUCCUGCCGGUGCCAGAGGCUGCAGUGGGCAGGGGGUGUGUGGCUGUGACUCCCCUUCCCUGGGACCCUGGCUCCUUUGCUGUUGGGGGUGCUGAGCCCCCCAGGAUAUAUCUAGUUUUGCCCCCACUCUGUUUCCCACUCGCACUGGGAGACAGAACCCCCCCCCAGGGUGUCAGCCUCCCCACCAGAGCUGACCAUGGGCGUGGGGGCCAUGCUGGAGGGGCCCGUGGGCUGGAGACCCUUGCUGUGUGGGUCCUGACUCCAGUUGCCGGACCAGGCGAGCCCUAGCUCGUGGGUGGGGUGGGAGUGGGGGCUGUGCCCCGUCCUGGGUAUGGCCCCUGAGGGAGUGGGUGCUGGGGGCCCUGGGAAUGAGAAGAGUGAAGGGUGCAGGUGCAGAGGCUGUGGGGGAGCAGGGAGGUGAGGGGGUCCUGGGGCCUCCUGGGAGAAGUUGAGGGGAGGUGGGAAUGAGGGUCCCAGUUGUGCACCUGCUUGGAGGUCAAGGUGCAGAGGCCUCCCCGGCCCCUGCCGGCACCCCCUUCCCUCUGAAUUCACCUCAAAGCGCCCAUUCUCCACGGGCAGAGCCCCCUCCAGGUCCUCUCCCUGACCCCGGCCCCUCAGGCACCUGCACACCUGGCAGGUCUCUAUUCCUGGACUUGAGCCUGACACUUCAGGCAGUGCCGCCUCCCCACCUGCGCCCCUCCCUGCUCAGUGCAGGGUAGGGGGCUGAGGAUGGGGCGGCCCGGCCUUGGAGGCACUGACUCUACGUAUGUGCCCUGUUGGGUGGGUUUUCUCUGGGGCCCCAGAUGGGGUCUGGGAGAGCAAGUUUAGGCCUCCAGCCUUGGGUCCCAAUGAGGCCGGAAGAUGUCACCCAUCUGUCCGGGGGGGGGGUUGGCCUGCCUGGUCUUGCAGGUCAUCAGCUCCUUGGUGACAGCAGGAAACAGGCCUGCCUGUUGUCCCGUGCUUGCAGCUGGGGUGUCCUGAGACAGAGCCAGGAAGGCGCAAGCUGGCAGAGGGGCACCUGGGGGGUGCUGUCGGGCUCCUCAGAGCUGCUGACCCUCAGAGCUACACCGCAGCAGCCUGGCCCUCGCUGGGCAGGGACAGCUCCACUGGGGAGGAGGCCUCACAAAUGUGGGCAGCGUAGGGCCAGGGGCCUGGAGCCGGAGGCGGGGGUCCCCUGGAGAGGGGGUGGGGGAGGGGAAGGAGGCGCUCUCCCAGCUCUGGGUCUGGCUGCGCGGGGCCCCGCGGCCCAGCGCCUCCCGGAUUUGGAUCUGCUGGGCUCUGCUCCCCCGCCCCAUUCUUGCCUCUGGGCUGCUCCCCUGCGAUGUCGCCGGGCCGGAGUUGGGGCAGAGCCCUGCCUGCCCGCUCGAUUUCUGCUGCCCAGGCCUCCCGGGCCCCGGGCAAGUCCUGCUGUCCUCAGUCCGCCUGCAGCAAAUGGGGCCCCGCGUGUCCCCUUUGGCGUUAAGAGACCGAGGCCAGGCCUGCUGUCACUGGCCUCUGGGCAAGGUGCCCUGGGUGGCAAAGGGGCUCAGAAGAGCUGGAGGACCGCCUCCCCGAGUCCCCCUGCAGUUGGGGAAACUGAGGCAUGCCCAGGGCGCUGUGCCGGAGGUCAGGGGAUGGGGAGAGACCUCAGAACCCUGGUUCCUCUUGGCCCUGGCCUUUGUGCGGCCUGGCUGCGAUGGCCGGGGGAGGGCAGUGGGGGUCCUGCCACCUGGGGACCACAGGCAGGGUGGGCGGACGGGCAGCGGGUGUGGCUCCUGGGCUGUCCUGGCCCAGUCACGCCAGGACAUAUCACCAGACAGCUGUCCCGCACCAGCUUCUGUCCUUGUGGCCAGCGGCUGGCCGGCUGGACAGAUGGGGACUCUGGGGCAGUGGUACAGGGUCUCCUGCUUCUGGUCCCCACCCCCCGCCCCCUCUCUGCUGCUGUGGGGAAGGCGGACACACAGUCCCCUUCUCAGCAGUGCAGCUCUUAGCAGCGAGUCAGUUGGUGGCUUGUCCAAUGGGUUGGGGUGGCAGUGGUUGGUCAGGGGCUCUGCCUGCCCAGCUGUGGGCUCCAGCCAGCUCUGGUCCACCCAGUGACCCAGAUGGGCCGCAUGGAGCCUCCAAGAGAGCCCCCAGAGGCCUUCCUGCUGGGAGGAGGGCGUGGGCAGAAGCUUCUAGAUGUAAAGCAGAGGUGGAGUGGGCUGCAGGUCAGUCUGGGGCAGAGAGAGAUAGCCUGAGCUGCUGGGGGGGCAGGGGGCCGUGGAGAGGCCAGGAGGUUCCACACCCGAGGCCCUGCCCCCUGUGUGCCCUGAGGGUCAAGCCAGUGAGGUGCCAGGGCCUGGCCCGGCCACGGCCCUCCUCCUUGGACCCUGGCCUCGGGGAGUCCCUGGGCGGUGGGGCCACCUCCCUGAUGGGCCAGAGCCUGGUCCCCUCAUCUUCGAGCCUUGAGGGCACCAUGACGUAGAUUUAAGUGGAUGGCACAGAAAUUGUCCUCCAGGGAACAACAUCUGGCCAGAAUGGGGAGUGUCCCCUGGGCCCAGAAGGCCCGAGCGCCUCUGCCCAGUCCUCUCUGCCUUGGACAGCUGCAGCCCUGACUCCCGGCGCGCGGGACACGUCUGCCAUUCCUGAGCUUCACGUAGCCGGGCUCUCCCCCUCCCCCGUGGCUGGUCUUGGCUGGGAGGGGCGUGUCACCCACCAUGCCCACCCCCACCCCAGGGCUGUGGGCACCCAGCCCUCCAGUUCAGAGACUUGGCCAGCUGCCCGGCCAUCUGCCACGCUGAGCCAUGUGACUGGAGGGGCAGCACCUGCCCAGCCCCAGGCCAACCCGAGAAACAGAGACAGCAGGAAGUGGGGAGCAUGUGCCGGGUGCUGGGGCUGGGGACAGGUGGGGACAGUGGACAGGGCGAGUGCUCCAGGUGUGUGGGAGGGAGACAGAGGCAGUGGGUGGGCUUCCUGGGCUUCCCUCCCAGGCCUUCGCGGGGUUGGGUUGGGGUCUGCUCCCAGGCCCCACCUGGGCUUCUCUCUGGCCCCGGAAGGGCUGGGAGGUGCAGGGCGGCCCCCACUGCUGACGCCCGGGCCACCAGUCCUGGGAGAGACCUGGGACCGCUCGUCCUGCGUCUGUUGUUCUGAGUCUAACAGGGCCCAUUUUCUCCUGUCCUGGAGGCUGUAAUUUUCCUGCCAAAAUGUUUUAAAAGCUGCAUACGCAGAAACAUUUUCGAAAUUACAGGUAAUUUUGGCUGCCACGUGCAUUCGUCCUGCUAGCGCGUGCGUCUGGGAGCUCCCGCUGACUGGUCUGGGUGGAUGAGCUUCGGGGCAACGCGCCCGUGACGUGCACGUGCAGUCGGUGGCACUGUGCGGGGGUGAGGCGUCUGACGGCGUGGGAGUGUGUCCGUGUCACAGCCGGCGGGGGUCUCUUGCCUCCACCUCUCCGGGCCCAGGCGCCCGUGCUUCCUGGGGUCUUAAUUAAAGCAAUGCGUUUCCGCCAGGGCCCCCCCAACCUGGCUGGACCCGCACGGCUGCUCUGCCCGCAGCGUCCUCCCGGUGCCCUUCCAGGCGUCCCGCGGGCCGAGGGAGCUCAGAGGGGCUCGUUUUCCUGCUGACAGGAGCCUUCACUGGAGCUGGCGUCCUUGAAGACAGAGCCAGACGGGCGGGCUGCUGGGUUUUAAGUAACGAUUCUCCCCGUGGCGCCAGCACCUCCCUCUGCAGAGGCAGCCCCACCCGCCCCGCCGUGUCGCUGGCCUGGGGGCUCACUCCCAGAGUGGGUGCUAUGAGCUGGGUGGGGGGCCUGGCUGGCCGGGGCAGUCACUCUUUCCCUUCACCAGCUUCCUCCGUGGAGAGGCUUCCUCAGCCCCUGCCCAUCCCCCGGGCCGGUCCCUCUGCCCAGGGCCAGGCAGAGGCCAGGGGAGCCCUCUCUGCACGGACUCACUGGGUGCUCCCCAGCUCCAGUGUCCUUGGAGGUCCCUCGAGACCGGGGACGCCCCUCGCUCGGUCCCCAGUUCUUGCCUGCAGGUCAGGUGGGAGAUUGAAGGCGUAGGCACCUGCCCAGCCUCGCCCGUGCCCCGUGGUGGGCCCUGGGCCGGCGUGGGGUGCCCAGUUUUGCUCCCUGCCGGGCUUGCCUGCAGUCAGCACCGUGGACAGCUCUGCUCCUGGGGCUGCUGUGGGGGGCUCACCCCCCCCCACAGAUGCAGGUGCACUGUGCUCCGGCCCGUCCGGGGCUGUGCCAAGCCCGGCUCUGGCGAGGAUGACCCUCCGGGCCUCACCUGCUGUCAGUGCUGCUUUCUCAGCCCCGGCCACACGGCCCAGGCUGUGGGCCCCACCCUGCCUUAGGGCGGGAUGGACAGGCCAGGGCAGGAGGAGCCCUAUCAGGUGCCCAGGGCUGCCCCGUCCCCGCCCUGAGCCAGCAUCCGGAACACGUGUUGCUUCUAACUCUCAGACAGAAGCUCUUGGGUUCUGGGAAGGUGCAACGAGGGACAGAGAGGAGCCCUGCAUUUGCCCUAAGCUGACCAGACGCCCACCAGGGGGUGGGCAUGCCAGCCUGGGGGCUCUCCUGCCUCGCUCAGCCAGCCUUGGGCAAGGCCCAGCGGGACCUCAAGCACCAGCAGGAGCCCCUGGCCGUUCGGCCCUCAGGCUGGGGGCUGUGUGCCCCCGCGACUGCGGUCUCCUGCCAGCCUGGCUUAGGGCACGUGUGUGCUCGCCGGGGGCUUAGUGAGAGUGGAGCAGCGCCUGCCCCACCCCUGCAGCCAGGGCUGGGGGGCUGGUGGGGGCAGUGGGACGGCCUCCUUGGGUGGGGUCUCGGGGCCCAUCUGGCCUAAGUCGUGGGGUCCCUGCCGGGGUCGAGACCAGGCAUUGAGAAGGCUCCUGGGCCCAGGGGUGCAGGCCCCCAUGACCCGACCAGUCCUGGAGGGGGGCGGGGACCCCCGGGCUACCUGGCCUUCCCCAAGCACUCAGUUCAGGUGGCCUCCCCGUGCCCAGGCUGCCGGAGGCCCUAGGCUGGUCAGCAUUUGUGGCUCCACACAGGAGCCACAGUGCUCUCUGCCCACCUGGCCCUCCCCUGCGCCCCGCCGGGCGUCCCGUCAUCACGGAAGGCCCGGAGGCCUCCCUGGACGCGCCGCCGCCUGGCUCUCUCCCCGAUCGUCCUUGUGUGCUGACCGAUCUCUGUAGUAACGAGCCAUCGUGAGGUGCACUGAACCCUGCAGGGGUGGGGGAGGCACAGCCGGGGCGGGGGCUCUGGGGGCAGCUCUUCGUGGGGCGUGUGUGGGGCGCGGGACGGGGCUGGGAGGCCGGCGGGGCGGGCUUCUCACCGGCCCCUCUCUGCCUGUCCCGGGA